Messenger RNA from Pyrus x bretschneideri (Chinese white pear), 883 nucleotides. Its product is annotated as dynein light chain 1, cytoplasmic-like. Lineage: Eukaryota; Viridiplantae; Streptophyta; Magnoliopsida; Rosales; Rosaceae. Gene Ontology annotation, molecular function: dynein light intermediate chain binding; dynein intermediate chain binding. The record is from RefSeq and is a predicted model, not a curated record. The transcript has 2 exons. Bases 244 to 573 code for a protein of 109 amino acids. Gene Ontology annotation, biological process: microtubule-based process. Gene Ontology annotation, cellular component: dynein complex.
AUGCCCCAUCAUCCAUGACACAAUCAGCUUGUCUGUUUCCUGACCACCUGGCUUUAUUCCUUUGCAUUAUUCUUUGAUGACCACACGCGGCAUGGAGAGUACCACAUAGAAAUGUGAAGUUCCCGUUUCGAUAUAAUUCGCUUCACUACAGCCUUUGCCUUCAUUCUAAACUGCCUUAUAUAUCUGCAGCUCUUUCGCGAUUUCCCAACUGCAACGGCAGUUCCAGGCAGGUUUUCUGGAGCCAUGUUGGAAGGCAAAGCCGUCGUCAAUGAGACUGAUAUGCUUCAAACAAUGCAGCAAGACGCUCUCCAGUUAGCUGCAAGGGCUCUCGAUAACUUCGAUGUCACUGAACCCACUGAGAUUGCCCAAUUCAUAAAGAAGGAAUUUGAUGACACGUACGGGCUGGGGUGGCAGUGCAUCGUAGGAACAGAUUUUGGUUCGUUUGUGACACACAGCCAAGGCUGCUUCAUCUAUUUCUUCGUCGGUAGCCUUGCAUUCUUGCUUUUCAGGGGAACAGCCAAUCUCGCUGUGGAAGCAAAUAACAUCCUGCCGUUGGAGGCCGUGACGGCAUAAGCUCUGCUUCGUAAAACUUUGCUUCCUUUUCGUUCUCCUCGAAUUUGUAUAUCAAAAAAAUAAAUAAAUGAACAAAUUCCAAGAACUGUAGAGGAUAUAACGGAGUCUUCUGCAGCCAUGAGGCACGGCAACAGACCCAGAUUCAGUCACCCGACGGAUAAUAUUAUCACCGUCGGGAUCAGAAGGGAAAACACGAAGUUCCUCAAGCAAAGGACUGUUGAAACAUAUAGGAACUUCAAAGUUCUGUCACUUGGUGUUGCCGUCUUAUGUAAGUCAUUCUCGUAAAAUUACAAUUUAUUUGUUUUCAUGA